GAGGGGGGAGCGGUUGGUGUCGGUUGCCAGGGGCUCGGGCGCCAUGUUGCCUCGGAUGGAAGCUGAGCCCAGGUGUCAGGGUCAGGAGUAGCUAUGAGCAGUCCGGUGUUUGGCGGAGCCCCGCGGGAGGGUUGUUCUGAAGGGUCAGUGCGACUCUCGUCACCGGGAGCGGCCGGGGGAUGUGGCGGUAUUAGCGGCAAAUUGAGUUUAGGAGAAUCCGGCAAUCCUAAUAGAAAUGCUCGAUCCAGACGGAAGCUCAUGGACGGCUUGGAGGAAGCAGCAAUAAUGGUGCCGCCAGAGGAUAAGCUUGAACAGGCUGAACAGAGAGCCAAAAUGCACAAAGCCAAUCAAGAGGGAGCAAUUGCUGUGCAGGAACUGGUGCGUUGUGUAUCUCUGGCAAGGAUUACCUAUGGUGAUUUUCACUGGAAGAUGGCACAAGCGCAUGCCAACCUAGCAGAAGGCUACCUGGAAAUCAAAGGACUAGCAUUGCAGGCAAAACAGCACGGAGAGAAGGCUAAAGACAUCAUGUAUACCAAUACUGAACUUCCAAUGUCAGAGGAAGAGAGAGCGGAUAUUCUAAGAUGUUUGAUCAACAUAUUUCACACACUGGGUAGAGCACUAAUGGGCCUUCAGAAUCUGAAGGAGGCCGAGCAAAACUUACUAAAGUCAGAAAAGAUUGCAAAUGAGCUUCGACUUGAGGAGGGAGUGACCCAAGAAGAGAUGAGUGAGGUGGAUGCCAAAAUCUCUUUGUCUUUUGGAAGGUUGUACAUGAAGUCAAAAAAGCCAGCCCAAGCUGUGGAGUGGUACGAAAAAUUGCUUCAACUGGUGAAAUUCAGAAAAGGUGAAAACAGCAUGGAGUGUGUGGGUGUCUAUGAGGACCUGGCAGCCGCAGAGCAAGCCAGAGGGGCCCAGGACAUGAACUUCCACUACUUGCUACUGGCUCGUUCCAUAGUACUGAGCAAUGUUCCCUCUGGACAGGAGGCGGCACAAAUAGCUCAUACUCUGGCAGAGGCCUAUGUUGCAUCCAGGAGGCCUGAGCACUACGAUUUGGCUGAGAGGUACUACAAGGAGAGUCUGAAAUCUUAUCAAACAGCAUUGGGAGCAGAUCACGCAACAUAUCUGUCAAUCCAGGAUAAUUAUUGUCGCUUCCUGGUCUUGAACAAGAAGUAUCCGGAUGCUUUAAGAAUGCUGCAGGAAUCUCUCCCAGCCAAGCUAGCUAUCUUUGGAGAUUUCAGCUCUGAGGUGGCGGAGACAUACGAACUGUUGGGAGGAAUGGAAUUAGCAGAAGGACAUCAGAGAACAGCCUACAACCAGUUUAAAACAUGCCUGGACAUUCAAACACUUCUCUAUGGUUCAAUGCACAAAAAGACCAGAGAGACCCAGCAGAUGGUUCAACUCUUAUCCAAGUCUCCAGAAAUAACUGUGAAAGGUGAGAGGAUGCCAGACGAUUAUUUAAAGCAAAGACGUCCAUUUUGUUCAGUGUUUGGAGGAAUCACAAAUAAUUUCAAUUACACAUAAUCUCGGUUGUGCCAUUUCAAACAACCAGUAAGUGGAUAUUAGGCAUUUUCUACGUGAGAAAUGGUAUAUGAAGCUGUCUAGUCUGUUUUCACGUUAUUAUUAAAGAAAUGUAAUGAUGACAAGCUGUAAUAUGUCUAUAUUAAAUAAAUCAGACUCUGGGCAGUGCAUGUUAUUUAUAUGAUGCCUCCAGUCUUGAAAUUCAAAAAAUGGUGACUGCAUUUGCUUGUCCAUCUAACACUUUUUCUCUUCCUGGUUGCAAGGUCCAUGGACAAUGGUGGUGAGGCUAAAGCUAAUGAUUCCAACACAUAAACAAAGCAUGAUUGUUUUUUGUAAAAAAUAAACAAUUCUUGAA
Messenger RNA from Callorhinchus milii (elephant shark), 1870 nucleotides. It is a transcript of the gene ttc23, whose product is annotated as tetratricopeptide repeat domain 23. NCBI's taxonomy places the organism in Eukaryota, Metazoa, Chordata, Chondrichthyes, Chimaeriformes, Callorhinchidae. The coding region runs from base 94 to 1518 and encodes 474 amino acids. Gene Ontology annotation, molecular function: protein binding. The record is from RefSeq and is a predicted model, not a curated record. The transcript is spliced from 11 exons.